UAUCCUUCAACGCAGCUGCAUUGUAUUACCCGAGACGACAACAAGUAACCCGGGACGUAUGCAACAGAACAACCUCUCCAGGGCUCCACCUUCGUGCCCUCGUCGCGGCGCCCUCUCCAACCCCACUCGCCCCCUCGUCGUACGAAGGGUCGGGGAUCAGAGGACAACAAAUGCUCGGGAAGUGGAUGGUACGUAUGAGUCGUGAACGGAAAGAGGAUGGGAAGGAGUGUCGGUCAUAAAUGUACAUAAGCGAGACAGUAUAAACACAGUGAAGACAGCGACAGUAUAGUGCAACUGCGGGAUGCUGAAUAUAUAGAUAGCGUACGGGCGCGCUGCAGUGGUGAUGUGUGAUGAGCGCGAGCGAUAUGUGAGGAUGGAGGUAGAGCAGCAGCACCGAACCUAUGAUUCGAUGCGGCAUGAGAAAGAAAGGAAAAAGCGUCCGUACGCGGAUAGAAGUCACAGACUAGUAAUGAGUGCGUUGUCGAGUGGAGGCGGUGUGGCGUAUGUUAUUGUCGUCUACAUGUCCUGCAGAGCAUCUCGAAGCGAUGCCAUCGGACGACGACCUAGGCGGUGGCGGCGGGAAGGGAGCGGACAGCCGUGAUGACGAUGAGCACGCAUGACACGGCAGAGCCUGGCGUGCCCCAUCGUCGCCGACCGCAUCCC
Molecule: messenger RNA, 663 nt
Organism: Schizophyllum commune H4-8
Lineage: Eukaryota; Fungi; Basidiomycota; Agaricomycetes; Agaricales; Schizophyllaceae
Exons: 1
Coding region: 344-601 (85 amino acids)
Source: RefSeq, a predicted model, not a curated record